Molecule: messenger RNA, 2275 nt
Organism: Orbicella faveolata
Lineage: Eukaryota; Metazoa; Cnidaria; Anthozoa; Scleractinia; Merulinidae
Product: bitiscystatin-like
Molecular function (GO): cysteine-type endopeptidase inhibitor activity
Source: RefSeq, a predicted model, not a curated record
UUUAAUAAGGUGUCCGACAAUAGAUUUCAGCUCUUGCCACCUCUUAUACUUUGAUGGAUCAAUACUUCCACUCUUUCUCAGAACCACGAUAAAACCUCACAUCUUAUCUGUGAUUUUAAUUUGCUUUUUGUUAAAAUUGAUGUAGUUUCGCUAAUCAUGUGCAAAGUCAACUGAAAUUCCGUCAGCCAAAUGAGUCAUUGAUGUUUUCCUUGUCUGACGCCUGUUGCAUGUUUCUGCUUCUGCUUGGUUUUCUGCGGUUUCGCCGCCAUCAUAAUUUGUUCGGUGAUUGUUUUUUUGUGUGUGUUGAAACCAGAAACUAACAUCAUAACACAACUCAUCUCCAAAGAUAGCUAAUUCCAAAUUUGGGAAUAACGUGUGCCAUCCAUGCCCGGGGCAAAUUUCCAUCUAAAAUGCCAAAGAAGGGCAUCAAUUUUAACAUCGCAUUACGUUUCUUCGGUGUGGGAGGAUACCGUUACAAUAACUUGGUAGUGAGGGCAGACAUUUGUUUUUUAACUUUGUUUUAUCGAUCGAGUCGGUCGGUUAGUAGACAAAAGAGGUGUGACGGACAAAACGACGUUUUGUUACCUGCUAUGGAUGUAAUACGCUGUUUCUUUACCUGCUAUACGUCAACGUUUAAAACGCACCAUGUUUCAUUCGACUUCCUUACAAUUCUAGUGUAAAUCGGAGAAAAAAAAAUAAGAAAGAUGUAAAAAAUUUGUCUCCAAGCGGCUGGAUUUCUUCUCAAUCGCUUCUCGGUGGUUUUAUGCGACCAUCUUGAUAACGGUGUUAGUUACUGGAGGGUCGGAGCUCUGGUAUAGACUGGUAGUCUUGUCUUCACAAGUCACAGAGCAGACACCCAACAAAAUGUCAAGUGUCAUUAUGGUUUUAGAAGAAUCGAGAUAAUAAAUUAUGAAACUGGAGGUCUUCAACUUCACUGGCCCAAGAUGGCAGACGGUCAAACGAAGCUCGCACUCGCUUCUUGCCUUGCCUUUGCGGUUUUACGCCUUGUACACAAUGCUUCCAUACCCGGUGGGGUGACCAAGAUUGAGCGGGAAAAGUUGGCGAGUCACACAGAGCUUUUAGAAGGACUCAAACAGGCCGUGCGACUGGAAAACUCGCGAGAGCCCAAGCCGUCAUUCAAGUUUGUUUACUUGCCGUACACGCUCGACGCGUCGAGCCAAGUUGUUCAAGGAAUAAUGUACCGCGCGAACGUAAAGAUUGCGCCUUCAAAUUGUUUGAAUGCUUUGAACGAGACCAGGGAAGGAAUCGAAGCGUGUGGAGUGGACUUCCUAAAGCCUGAAGUAUUAAAGCAAGAGAAAUGUUGCGCGUUUGAAAUCUGGUCGCGGCCUUGGUUAGCGGGACAAGAACGCUUAGUGGUUCAAAAAGCGGAAUGUACACCGUCUUUUACAGCAGGACAAGCACAGUCUGGUCACUUCCGUGUGACGAUGAAGCUUAGUGUUUAUCCUGUGUGUAACUUAGUAAAGGGCUGAACAAAGAAACCAUAUCGCUUUCACUUCAGUCAUACUUCAGACGAUAUGUAAAAUAGACUCGAAGACAACAAAAGCCUCAAAACGACAAUUUAGUAACAUAGACAAGCGCCAAUGAAAUUAUUCUAAUCCGAAAAGGAACAAGGAAGUUUAACGUGAAAAAUUUAGGCUAAUGUUUCUGACAAGAUCCGCUUCUCUUCUGAAACGUGAUCGACAUGCAAUUUCUCCGGACAACAUUAAUAAGAUGUCGAAAAUAAAGAUAGUCAUCAGUUUGGGGAUACUCUUAAUGUAUCUCUGAAUUCUCAGAACCAUAGUAUUAAGUUGAUAUGGAGUUCAGUUGUGAGAAUUUAUAUUUCAAGCUUGCCAGCUUAUCGAUUUUGGUGCAGAAAUUUUCUCCAAACCGCUGAACGACCAAGUUUUCAAGGACGUAUGUCUUGGAAUAAAAUAUCUUUAUGAAACCCUAGGUUAGGCGGUGUUGCAGAAGACCUGUUGCAGCAUUCGGUCAACGGAUUAAAUGCUGUACAAUACGAAUCAUUUUGAAGUUGGUUUUAAGCUGCAAGUAUCAGAAAAAAUUGUAACUUUGCUUCAGACGCCGUCGUAUCUACAGUUCUACGCUUCAGUAAGUUUCCCCAAUAUGUAUUAAUGCAAAAUCGUCCGUACAGUUUUAAAAUGUUUAUUUUUACGAAUACAUCAUUAUCGACAUAACGAAAAGGGUGAGUUUUAAGACAUUGAAAUCAGGCGUUAGUGGUGGAAGUGUAUUCCUCAUUGAAAGAUCUUCUCUUCUUUGG